Penicillium nucicola is the source of this 1599-nucleotide messenger RNA. RefSeq names its product Zn(II)2Cys6 transcription factor. NCBI's taxonomy places the organism in Eukaryota, Fungi, Ascomycota, Eurotiomycetes, Eurotiales, Aspergillaceae. Gene Ontology annotation, cellular component: nucleus. The coding region runs from base 1 to 1599 and encodes 532 amino acids. The transcript is spliced from 3 exons. The record is from RefSeq and is a predicted model, not a curated record. Gene Ontology annotation, biological process: positive regulation of transcription by RNA polymerase II. Gene Ontology annotation, molecular function: DNA-binding transcription factor activity, RNA polymerase II-specific; zinc ion binding; transcription cis-regulatory region binding.
AUGCCGGCGUCAAAGGGAACGAAUGCGGUGGUAUCGGGCGAGGUACCAUCGUAUCGCCGCCCUCGCCGCCGACCGGCCCAUCUACGCACCAAGACAGGUUGUCUAACUUGUCGUAAGCGAAAGAAAAAAUGCGACGAAACAGCGCAGACCUGCGGUAACUGUGCAAAACAAAGGCUAGAAUGCAUCUGGCAGCUCAACCGGCGACACAAUGCUUCCGGAAUCUUACCUGAUCGCAGCUUUCCCAAAGAGGCCCCGAACCUCUCUACCCUGGACGUGGUUGAUCCUAAGUUGGGUAUGAUGGGGACGUCUAUCAGCAAAAAUGCCCAACAGUCUGAUUCUCACUUGAUCUCUUUCACAUCACCACAACCAGUAUCGUGUUGGUCUCAGAUCGGCCAUAUCGACCUCAGCAUUGAACAAAAAUACUUUGUCACUUGUGGCCUUUCAUCUGCUCUUACACCUGGUAGUGCUCCAUUAUUCGACUUUCUCACGUCACGAUUCCUCCCGCAACUGAUUCGCCCUGCUGCAACUUCUCGCGUGAUUGAUUUGUUCAGUAGAGAAUCGAUGGCUAUGGCAAUGAAGACGCCAGCUUGCAUGCACGCGCUGCUUGCUUGCAGUGGUGCUGAAAUUCCUACAAAAACGUCUCGCUUUCGAAAUUUGGCAAAGUUUCAUUAUGCACGGGCUGUGAAUGAGCUCCGGAAUGAUCUGAAGGAAGAUAAUAUUAAGAAUGGCUGGUUGAGAUCCAAACCACGAGGCUCAACAGGUGUCGAAAUUCACCUGACUGGGGCAGCCCAACUUAUUCGGAUUGCCUCAGAAUAUUGCAAAAUCGACCACGAUAGCCCCGAAAUCGAACAAGCCAUGCAUCGGCUCGUCUACGAAGCUUUUAUCUUCCAUGUUGCAACAAGCCUUCCGUUCCAAUAUCAUACUUUGGACCACUGCCAAGUUAAUGCAGCCUUUGCAAUAGCAGAGACUAAUCUCGGAGGACAUUUUCAUUCUCCUUUAGCCUGUUACCCAGACUCCCCAGUGCUUGGGGCUCCGCCUCAACUUUUCCGAUGCAUCUAUACUAUCUAUCAUCUUUACCGAGAUAUUCCUCCCAACGACCUUGAUCUUGAAGUUUGUCAGAAGCUCGAGAAUGAUCUUUUGCGGUGGAGCCAAUCAGCAGCAGCAACAGCGCCCAGUGCCUAUGAUUAUGAUGGUUUGGAGAACAACGUUGAAAAGACUGACUCGGUAUCCUGGCGCCAAGCGGCAUGGAAAAGCCAAACCGCUGUGAUUGGGCCCCGACUCUACGUUUUGGGCUCUCGGAUUCUGCUUCAACGUAUGGUAUACAGUAACAUCAGCAAAGCUCAUUCAACGAUUGACGAGCUGAUUCAAGAAGCGAUGAGCACGGUGAAGCAGCUACAACCAGACAUUGACUAUUUUGCUGAAUACUACUGCUGGCCAUUCUAUGUUUUAGGAAUCAACCUGCAACAUUCUGUCGAUCGCCAGUGCCUGAUGGCUCAAAUCUGGGCCUUUCACGAAGCAACCAACAACGGCACAAUGAAACGACUAUCUGAGAUACUGAGCACUCAUUGGAAUAACUCUCAAUCCACCCUGCCUGGAUGA